Messenger RNA from Meloidogyne enterolobii, 1742 nucleotides. Lineage: Eukaryota; Metazoa; Nematoda; Chromadorea; Rhabditida; Meloidogynidae. The record is from the annotation of a GenBank genome assembly.
UUAUUUUUAGCUUCUUUAAAAAUAAAUUAAAAAAUAAUAAAUUUAGAGAGAAGAAUUUAUUAGUUUUAAUAAAUUUAUUUUUCUCGCCCUCUUUAUCAUAAAAUAAUAAAAAAAUUUUUUUUUGAACAUACUCACGUACACAAAUGUUUUUUUUAAUACCCCAAUAAAUAUUUUUGUUUCGAACCAAAAAAAACUUUUUUUUUUCGAAAGAGAACUAAAAAAACUUUCUAUAGUAUAGUACAGUGUCUUGAAUUUCGCGCUCAAUUUUUUUUUAAUUUUUAUUUGAAUAUUUUUUUUCUUACAUUAUUAAUUUAAUAUUUAUAGUUAAGUUGUUAAAAAAAAAUUUUUUUUAAUAUAAUCAGCAAUUUAUUAAAUUAAAAAUUUAAAAAAAAAUUCAACAACAACAAAACAAUACUGAUAAUUUUAUAGGAAAUGUCACAACAAGGGGUAAAUUUGAAAAAAAAAUAGUUAAAUUAAAUUUUUUAAAAAUUAAGGUAAGAUUAAAGGUAAAAAUUAGAAAAUAAAAAGGAGGGAAAAAAUAAUAAUUAUUUAAAAAUGAUUUUUUUUUGUGCCGUUCCCGAAGGUCUUUUUUGGGGUAAAAGUGAGACGGAUAGAAGGGAUUCUUCCUUUACUAUAAAUAUUUCUCGUCCAUCAUUUUUUUUCAAAAAAAAAAAAGAGUUUUUUUUUCCUUCCUCGUUUACAAAUCUUUUCUCAUUAUCAUCAUCCUAUAUCCAUUUUUCUAUAUUUUUAUUAAAUACUCAAUCAAAAAACGAAAAAAAAAAUUUUUUUUUCGCUGCGCAAAUUGGGUAGCGGUAAAAAAGAAAAAUAAAUAAACUUUCUUUUGAAGGAUAAAAAAAUAAUAUAAUUAUUUUUUAUCUGAUUAAUAUCUCUCUCUAAUAUGUAAAAAGAAACUUUUUUCCUAUUUUUCUUAAUUAAAAAAAAUCUUGGAAAGGAGGAAUAUCGCCAGCCCAAGGUACUGCCAAGCUAUUAAACUUGGUUCAAAAAUUUUUGAAUCAGAAAUGCCCUCAUUCUUUAAUUUCCUUCCCUUAAUCCCCCACCCCUUCGAUGCCCUUCUUCUAGAACAUUGAAUAAUACCAAAAGGUCCCGGAUUCGACAAUUUCAUUCCAAGUUAUAGCUUAAGGGGACCUUGAAGUACAUACCAGGGGUGUAGCUCGUCUCGGUCUCUCAGAAGUGCAUCUCUUGUGUCUCGUAUUUUGUGGCACGAGCUGCACUCCGGGUUACACCCUCCCCCUAUUGUCUGCCUUCUUUCUCUCGUUUUGAAUUUUUUUUAAUCUUUAAUUUUAUUUUUGCACUUUAUAAAAUUAAAGAAUUUUUGUUUUAAAUAAGAGGAGGAAAGUAGAAAGAAUCUUUAACCUAAUUUUUACACACACACACCUCUUAAACUUGAAGCUAUUAUAUCCUUUUCUUUCUUAAUUUUAUUUUUUUUCUUUCCCAAUUGUUUGGAUUUUUAAGGGAAAGGGAAGGAGGGAUAUUAUACUAGAUAAAUGGCCAGCUGUUGCGCUUUUCGGAUUUUUUGUUUUUGGAUUUUUGGGGGGUUGGAAUGAAAAGAAGGGAAAGAAGAAUGUGUAAAAGAAGUGUAAAAGAAGAGGAUUUGAGAAGAAGGGGGAAGAGGGAAAGUUUAAAAAAUUUAAGAAAAAAAGGAAGGGAAGAGGGGAAGAAAAACAAUGAAAAAUGGGAGAGCUCUGAGAAAGAAAAAAAUUAAGGGAGGUAAAAAAUUUUUU